Micropterus dolomieu (smallmouth bass) is the source of this 3322-nucleotide messenger RNA. Its product is annotated as leucine-rich repeat-containing protein 3-like. Bases 240 to 1097 code for a protein of 285 amino acids. The transcript is spliced from 2 exons. Gene Ontology annotation, molecular function: protein binding. NCBI's taxonomy places the organism in Eukaryota, Metazoa, Chordata, Actinopteri, Centrarchiformes, Centrarchidae. The record is from RefSeq and is a predicted model, not a curated record.
AGCCCUCUGCAGGCGACAGACCACGGAUCCACUACUGAUGCGCUUCGCGGUUUUUUUUCUCAAAUAGAUCUACACUGAAGAAGGAGAUGAGGUCCAGUGCAAGAAAAACUGCAAACGGAGUCUAAAACUAUCCUUAUCUGCCGUCUAGAUCUUAAACUUCACAAGAAAGCAUUUUACAGAUUCUCCCGGUGCGACCGUGUGUGUAUCUGACUGGUGUGUCAGGAGGCUAUGGUGAGGCGAUGUGCACAGGCUGGUGUGAGGAGAGAUGUACCAGCAGCAGUGGAGGAAGACAGGGAGGUAAAGGAGUGCAUCUUCAUUCAUGGCUGCGCAUCUCGCUCUUGUUCUCGGCCCUGUGGGGCCAAGCGUCCCCCCAGUGCCCGGACAGCUGCCACUGCGCCUGGGACACGGGCACGGUGCUGUGCUCAGAUGCCGGGCUGCGGGAGAUUCCAGAGGGGAUCCCACCGGAAACAGUCUCUCUUCACCUGGAACGUAACUACAUCCGCAACAUCCCAGAGAGUGCCUUCAGCGACCUGGUCCACCUACGGGACCUGUACCUGUCCCACAACCGCAUCGACUCGCUCGCCUCGGGGGCCCUGCGGCAUCUGGGCCCCGAGCUGCGCCUGCUGGACCUCUCACACAACCAGCUGAGGCAGGCCAGCAGGGAGGAGUUUGGCUCCACUCGUGCCAAGACACGUCUCUACCACAACCCUUGGCACUGUGACUGUGCCCUUCAGGAGCUGAUGGAGACCCUGAACCUGGAGCCUGAGACUGUGAAUGGGAUUGUUUGUGAGAGCUCUGUCCGGGGGGUGGGCGAGGGGAGCAGGUGGGAGGACCCGGGGGCGCAGGGCGAGCACGCCGGUCAACCACUGGUCAAGCUGUUGGAUUCUGGGGUGAAUUUCUGCAGCCUGCAGAGGAAAACCACUGAUGUAGCCAUGCUGGUGACAAUGUUCGUAUGGUUCUUUAUGGUCAUUGUGUAUGUAGUCUACUAUGUGAGGCAGAAUCAGGCCGAGGCCCGGAGGCAUUUGGAGUACCUGAAGAGUUUGCCCAGCCCACGCAAGAACCCCACAGAGACAGACACUCUAAGCACUGGUUUCUGAACUCCUGCUCAGCUGUAAUUGAAAUAGAAUAAUAAUCCAGUCCUAUUUUUAUGGAGAGCGCCUGAUAAACCUCAAAAUGCUGUGUGGAGUUAUUGUAAGCCGCGUGUAGAAGAUGCUGCUACAGAGGAAAUGAACCUUUUACAGCUGUGCUAUGUGAUUGCAACGUUUCUUUAUAUUUGUUACUGCUGAGCUCCCCAUGUUCUUUCUUUAUUUCUUUACCUAUUGCAUUUUCCUCAAUUUAAUGAAUAACGAGAAGUGAGUAUUUGUUUCCUCCUCCUACCAUGUGCUGUGAAAGAAAAUAGUGGAAAUAGAACAAGAGAGUGCAGUGGAAGAUGAAAGGAUGAAAUAAGAAAAGACAGAACGUUCUUUGAACUUUAUAACCUUCUAUUUCCCUCUGUAGUCUCUCUUCUUCUUCAUUUUCCUUUCUUCUCCCACGAUGCAGCACGCUGUGAUCUUUCAUUAAGCUCUAAUUUGGACUCUUUGACCAACUGACCCUUUCUAAACACUUGAAAGGCACUAAUCAGCAGGAGUGUUUAUCAGGUCGCAAAGGAGAGUGUGCAAACUCAAAUGACUGUCCUUAUCUAAUGGCUUUUUCUUCAUUUGUGUGUGUAUAUGUGCACAUGUGGUGUUUAUGUGCAUUGUUACUGCCAUUUUUACUUUGAUAACACUGAUUUUGCAUGGAUGCUAUCCAAGCCUUCCCCAAUACACAGCCACAGCCACUUGACUAAUACUAAGCCAGUUGUUUCGGUGCCAGUGGAGAACUGCUGAUCUAAAUUUACUCUCAGGAAGCCAUUAGAGCUGGAGGUGAACUAUUUCGUCUCCAAGCUGCAGCAAUCAGCUCUGAAAUAUCUGGACAGCUUAGUGUACUGUCACUGAUUGGUACAGAGAAAUUUCAGCCAGAUUUAGAAGCGGAUCAUUGUUAGAUUAGCAUAGCCAUUUAUCCUGAGAGUAGCUGUUAGUUUAGGUUUAAUUAAUCUCUUGAGUCCUGCUUUUCGGUCCUCUAUGCACUGAUUGCUAUGUACACAUCAAACGGUCUCCCAUUUUCCACAUAGGCUGUGUCAUAAUUGAUUUUUGUUCAAGCCACUGUAAAAAUAAGCAAAACACUCUUAUUCCACAAAAUGGAAUAAUUUUCUCAGUUAGCACAUUUAACGCUUGUAAUGUUAAGAUUAAUGCCAUUCAUAACAUGUAUACUGUAGGUGCACUGAAUAUCUAGCUCUAUGGAACAAUUCUGAUUGGAUUAAGGGCCACAUUUUUGAAUUUUGCUUGAGUUCAUUGAAAUCAUAUUUAGUGUGGCAAUACCUGGGGAACAUUAUUCUCUAAGGGAAGGGUCUAUCGCGUGGUUUCAGUAUUUGUCAUUAGUCAAUGUUACAAACAAGCAAACUGUAAAAUGCCUCUCUCAAAUUGAUAGAUGCAGCCAUUGCUUUGUUGAUCAUUAGCCAAUUAGGUUGGGAACAACUGCUUUAAGAGGAUGUUUUUGAACAUCUUAGCAGCAUGGCUCUAUGGCAAUGUCAAUCUGCAGUCUCACAGAGUGGCUAGCAUGGCUGUAGACUUAGUCUUUUUCAUGUGUCUUCAAUCUGCGACGGAUUAAAGUGUACAGUUACGACCCUUUAAGUGUUGAUCGAUGUAAUAAAACAUUACUGUACCCCAUUUUAUCUAACAACUGGGCUCGGAAAGUGGUAAAAUCUGAGGCAAAACUUAGAAUAGGACAACUGUCUGUGUACUGUAACAUGCUAAAUGUGGUGUGUGCUUUGUAAUUUACAGAGAAAGACUGGUUGAAGUUUGUGUUGUUCAGGAUGAAGACACACUGUGAACUACAACAAGAAUUAGUUCAGCUUUGAGCAGAACGAUGUUGAUAUUGUCAUGAUAACUGGUCCAUGUAAAAACCUGCUCUUGGUUGGUAGACCAAAGGCUAAAACAUUGGAAUAAGAAGUUGAAUAUUUGUUCUGUGACUGUCAAAAGAAAACUGUCUGUGGAUAAACUUGUGAAGAAGAGUUGUUGUAACGUUACAUCAUUUUUCCAUAAUGUUACCCGUCUGUCACAAAUCAUGUAUCUAAUGUGCCAGAGUUCAGUUUCCUGAAUGCAUCUCUCCCAUUAAUACAAUCUUUAACCAUGAUUACCUCAUUAAGGUACAACGAUGCUGAUAACCACAAACCCAAGAACCACGCAUGCCCUCUUUGUGUAGUUUUUUUCUGUAGGUAUUUUUUUUAUUGGUGUUCUGUCCCAGU